UCAUUUUUAUUCGGGGCGAAAUAUUGUGGACGAGUCGAAUUAACACAUCUUAUUACUAUAAUGCAAGAUAACUUAUAAUGGGCUUAAAUAAAUACUAAUAUCAAUAUCGAGACUAAGCAUGACUGGAUUGAAGUUGUCGGCCGUACCUGGAGUUAGGUUAGCCCCAACGUCACGACGACCAGCUUAGGUCAACUCGGGGACCUCAGCCCAACUCGGGGACCUCAGCUCAACUCGGGGACCUUGACAGAACGAAAUCUCUAUCCUCGUCCCCGUCUACCCUUCCAUUAGUAAAUCCUUCCCAACUACUUUCACCUAUAAGAGCCAUGGCCGCCAGCCUCCUAUCCCACCAACACGCUAAUCCCUAUACUCCCAUCGUUAAGCCAUGGCAGCCCCUCACCAACGGAACGGACAUUAUGUCCAGCAACAGGAUACCUACUCCCCAGAUCUCGAGCGCCGACCUACUGACGCGCACCUGCGGAAUACUACAGUGAAGAAUUUUGCAUGGCAGGACAUUACUGUCACCGUCAAGGACAAUAAGACGAAGGAGCCCAAGGCCCUCUUACAGGGCGUUAGCGGGAUUGUAAAUGCAGGCGAAAUAUGCGCCCUAAUGGGCCCCUCCGGCUGUGGCAAAACCACCCUCCUCAACGUCCUUGCCCACCGCGCCGCCGCCUCUGGAGCCGACACUACGGGCUCAACGCUCGUGGAUGGCGGCGCCGUGUCGACCGAGGCGUUUCGCCGGAUGAGCUCAUACGUUGAGCAGGAGGAUGCGCUCAUCGGCUCGUUGACCGUGAAGGAGACGAUGAUGUUUGCUGCGAGGUUGGGAGGCGCGAGUGGAUUGUCUAAAUCAGAGAGAAUGGAUCGUGUAGAUGGCCUGCUCGAUGCAUUCGGACUCCGUAACCAAAGCGAUACGCUCAUUGGGACUCCGAUUAGAAAGGGGAUCAGUGGGGGUCAAAAGAGGCGAGUCAGCGUUGCCAGCCAGCUGAUCACAGGCCCGAAGCUGUUGUUCCUGGAUGAACCGACUAGUGGCCUUGAUUCCGCCGCCAGCUGGGAGGUAAUAUCGUUCAUCAAGAGCAUUGCGCAGAAGAACAAUUUGAUCGUUAUAGCCUCCAUCCACCAGCCCUCCUCUUCCACCUUCCGCCUCUUCGACAAAGUCCUCCUCCUAUCCUCCGGCCGCCCACACUACUUCGGCUCUGUCCCCGACCUAGCCCCUUUCCUCGAGACGAUGGGCCACCCCGUCCCCCUCCAAACCAACACCGCCGAGUUCGUCCUUGAGCUAAUGAACGUCGACUUCGCGCCCGACCAAGACGCCGCGAGGGCACAGCUGGACGGAAUGCAAGAGGCAUGGGAGGCGUCUUCCAUGUCCGCAGCUAUCGGGACAGAAAUCGGAAUCGUCGCCCAGAAAUGCAACAAUAGUAAAACAGCAUCCGACGCCAAAGGCGCCCGUGCAAGCUUCCUCACUAUAGUACUAGCGCUGCUACAUCGCUCCUUCAUCAAGAGUUAUCGCGAUGUUGUCGCCUACGGCAUCCGCAUCGCGAUGUACCUCGGUCUCGCCAUCAUGAUGGGCACCGUCUGGCUCCGCCUCGGAGACGACCAGCGCUUCAUCCAGCCCUUCAUCAACGCCAUCUUCUUCGGGAGUGCAUUUAUGUCCUUCAUGGCCGUCGCCUACGUGCCCGCCUUCCUCGAGGACCGGGCGACGUUUGUAAAGGAACGGGCGAAUGGACUGUAUGGCGCGCUCCCAUUCGUUGUGGCGAACUUCCUCAUAGGGCUACCAUAUUUAUUUCUCAUCACAGUACUGUUUAGUAUUGUGGCAUACUGGUUGUCGGGGUUUGAACCGACAGCAAAUGCAUUUUUUACUUGGAUCAUGUGGUUAUUUUUGGAUCUGCUGGCUGCGGAGAGUUUGGUAGUGUUGGUGUCGUCCUUGUUUCCUAACUUCGUCGUGGCGCUCGCGCUGACCGCCUUCGCCAACGGACUCUGGAUGAGCGUCGGCGGCUUCCUCGUUCCUCCCACCGUCCUCAAUGUCUUCUGGUACUACGCGUUCUCGUUCAUCGACUACCAGCGCUGGGUGUUCCAGGGCAUGAUGGUGAACCAGUUCCAGAACCAGACGUAUGGGUGUGGCGUGGGGUGUAAUUGUAUGUACCAGACUGAUCUUGCGUCCCAGUGUCGGAUUGAGGGGACGGGGAUACUGGGUCAGUAUGGGUAUGCGACUAAUCGACAGGGACGCUGGGUGGGGAUCCUUAUUGGGAUUAUUGCCGGAUACAGAAUACUCGGCUGGCUCGUGUUGGUUUUCCGGAAGUAGGAGGGGAGGAAUUUAUGGAGGUAAUGUUUAAAAGUUUUGUGAGUGAGUCGUGGUAUGAUAAUGGGCUGGCUAAAUCUACUCUGUUGUUUAUAUUUUCUUCACGCAAAAUAGUCUCGCGUCUGUGUUAGUAGCUCGUUACGCUCAAGAGAGGAGUCUGUAC
Messenger RNA from Pseudogymnoascus verrucosus, 2456 nucleotides. RefSeq lists its product as uncharacterized. The transcript has 4 exons. Gene Ontology annotation, molecular function: ATP binding; ABC-type transporter activity; ATP hydrolysis activity. Lineage: Eukaryota; Fungi; Ascomycota; Leotiomycetes; Thelebolales; Thelebolaceae. The record is from RefSeq and is a predicted model, not a curated record. Gene Ontology annotation, cellular component: membrane. The coding region runs from base 383 to 2296 and encodes 637 amino acids.